GGGCAGCGGGUCGUCAUGGUGAUGUGGGCGUGCCCUCGCUAUCUCCCCGCCCACGCCCCGCGCGCAGCCGCAGGAGUCUGCACACUCGGGUCUCGCGAGCGUUGGCCGUUGGACAGCGGUUGGUUUCAGGCGGGCCGGGGGGGCCGUCUCUCAUGGCGACGACCAGCGAUCGGGAACGGGCCAGCGGGGAAACGGACGCCGAUCUUCACCUUUUAACGGCGGUAUCCGCCGUCGCCGUACCUCCCGAGGAAGCGGUAGUGGAGGAGGAAGAGGAGGAGGAAGGGGAUGUUGAGGCGUCCCGACCGCCCAAGGCGAGGGAUCCGAGCCCGGCCGCCGGCCCGCCGCCGCCUCUACUCGAGACCCAGGAGCUGGCCUCCAAGCGGGUGGACAUCCAGAACAAGCGCUUCUACCUGGACGUGAAGCAGAACGCCAAGGGCCGCUUCCUGAAGAUCGCCGAGGUGGUGGGCUCGGCAGGCCGCAAGAGCCGCCUCACCGUCUCCAUGCCUGUGGCGGCCGAGAUGCGCGACUACCUGGGGGACUUCAUCGAGCACUACGCCCAGCUCGGGCUGCAGCAGCAGCAGCAUGUGGCGCCGGCCCAGCCCGAGGCCCAGGCCCAGCCUCAGCCUCAGCGGGUGCUGAAGAGCGAGUCCCUGGUGCGGGAGAACCGCAAGUACUACCUGGACCUGAAGGAGAAUCAGCGGGGCCGCUUCCUGCGCAUCCGCCAGACCGUGAGCCGAGGCUCCCCCGGCUGGGGCUACUCCGCCCAAGGCCAGAGCCAGGCCCAAGGCCAGACCAUCGCCCUCCCCGCCCAGGGCCUCAUCGAGUUCCGGGACGCCUUGGCCCGGCUGAUCGAGGAUUAUGGAACUGCCCCGACAUCGGCGGCGGCAGGGGUUGGAGGGGGAGGCCUGACAGACGAGGCCGGCGCUCCGGGGCCGCUGGAGCUGCCCGAGGGCAUCUCGGUGCCGGUCGACAACAAACGCUUCUUCUUCGACCCGGGCUCUAACCGGUACGGCGUGUUCCUGCGGCUGAGCGAGGUGAAGCCCUCGUACCGCCACUCCAUCACCGUGCCGUACAAAGCCUGGGCCCGCUUCGGCGACAACUUUCUCCGGUACGCCGAGGAGAUGAGGGCGAUCCAAGAGAGGCGUAGGGACAGGCGGGCCGAGCUGAGCCGGGAGGUCGCCGCUGCUGCCGCCGCAGACGGUGUCCAAGAAGAAGAGGAGGAAGAUUGACAUCGCUUUCUCACCUUCCGAGACAGAAGGUGCUGGAAAGAGCUCAGCAGGUCUGGCAGCAUCUGUGCAUCGAGAAGCGGCGUUACCGCUUCGAUCCAGUUUGUCUCUUGGAACUCUGUUCCUGUGAUAACAUCACCCUCGUCCUAUCGCCACACAUCCUAAUGCUUUAUCUCUCCAUGUUACCAGUACCAAUAUUUAGGGUUUUAACACAAUGCAAUAUCACCCCCCCCCCCCCCCGAUUCAGUCAUCUCCCAUUCCCUCCCCCCAGCCCCCCACUUAAUCCCCUGUGUUCCCCCGCAAUUCUCAGUCGGCAUCUUGCAGCAUUCCACUCUGAGACGAAGAGUCAGGUGUUUUAUGACCAGUAGUGACAUGAUUAGCCGAAAUGCCGCCUUUGCUGUGAAACUCUCAGUUGGCACAUGUAGCCCCACCUCAUCUCCCAAAUUCUCAAUCAACGUCUCGCAGCCUUCCAGUCUUUUGGUCAAUGUCUUAAAGACUCCAACUCCAAUUCUCAGCUUGCAUAUUCCCUAGCAGGUUCAUUUUCCACUGCUCCCCAAUCAUUUCUCAAAGCAGAAGUAGAUGUGGCGUUUGCUAUGCCGUGCAACAACUGUCUCCACUCGAAUUUCUCUCUCACUUGCCCUAUUCCUUCGUGCCCUUAGAAAUAUAACAUCUGUCUCAGCCUUAAAUAUGUUCAAUGUAGCUUGGGUAGAAAAUUCCAAAGAUUCACAACUUUCUGCGUGAGAAUAGUUCUGAAUUACUGGCUCCUUGUCAUGAAACUGUUCUCUACCUCCCCCCCCCCAUGAUCUAGAUUUUGCAGCAGGAUAUCAUGUCAAUGUCUACCCUGCAAGUCACUAUCUUGCAUGUUUCAGUCAUUUAAAGUCAGAGACUAUAGAUUCAUUUAGUCAACCCAACCCAUUCUAUGGACAGAGAUGAUAUACCUUCUUUGUCUGACAUCCAAUUCAAAUAUUUUUCCAGAUCAUCUUCCCCUUCACCACAAUUUAUCAUUUUAUCCCCUAGAUCAUUGCUGUCUCCCCUCUCCGUCUUGCCUCCUUUUGCUAAUCAUCUACCUCACUACCCAGGUCGUUAUCUCAUUUUCCCCACCUCAUGGAUAAUUUUCUCUCAUUCUCCCCAAAUUGUUGUUUUGUCAUCUUGUUGUCUUCAUAAUGGAGCAGCACCAUUAUCCCAUCUCCCAACGUCGCCAUUAUCUUCCUGUCUCCCCAAAUUAUUAUUGUCUUGCCACACUGCCUUCUGCAUACCACCUUCACCCACAAGCCAUGCCAAAUGCUUGCAUGUGCAAUGCAGAAAAAUUAUCUGGCCUCCAUUUCAUUCCAUCGGAUCAUUCCUUGGAAAAACAAAUUGGUGUUUGGAUUUGUGCUUGUUUCGGCUUAAAAUGAGCUGGAGCUUGCUGUACUUAAUAUUACAUUUUAAAACAAAACUCUCCAAACAAGAUUUCAGAAUUUUUAAAAAUUAUACAAACAAGAAGCACUUUUAAUAUAAAUGUAGUUGCUUUAUCUUUUUGAGUGCAAACAGAAGUAGACUAGAAUCUCAAAACUGUCUAUGGAAAAAAGAUGUGUACACCUAUUCUCAAUGAACAGCCACAGCUGCUGUGAGUAAAGUUGUAGCAACUUAAUUCAUUUGAAUAACACUAAUGAGCUGCACACCCAUUCUAUCUUUGAAAAAAAUCCACCUUUUUAAAAAGCUUUUAAACUAUUGAAGCCUUUGUAAUUGCCAUUUGUGGCAAUUUAAAAUUCAAGUCUUCUAAAAAUUCGAAUCAGCACAAAGUGUGGUAUACAUUUGCAUGUACUAUAUAUGAAAUAUUUAGUUCACCAAAAAUUGAUCAGUACUUUCUAGACUAUUACAUACUGAAUCUAUUACAUACUGAAUCUACAAUGUGUACCAUAUUCAGAAAACAUCUAUUCUCAUCCCCAUUGGAAAAAAAUGGGGUUCAAAGGUAGGCAAUAACUUGUUAGAUAGUUCAGUUUAGCUUGUCUGAUGCACUUUAUUCCAGUUAUAACCAACAUGACGAAGUGCAUUAUAGAUAUGUUGUUCCAUACUUCUAUUGAAUAACCAUGAGAAAUAAAUCACAGACCAGUGUGCCAUAGGAUUAUCUCCAAACAAGAAAAAACUGUCCAAUCUGAAUUAUAAAAAUGUGUAAAAUUAUUCCUCUUUAUUGAACAUGGUUUGAGGGGACAGAAAAAAGUAGUUACAGGAUCUGAUAGAGAAAAUAACUGUGACAAAUAUUUAAUAGCCUAUAAUUUUUUUGCACUUUUGAAGAAUCAAAAUUGGAUGCUGCUCUACUCUCCAUGUAUUAACUGGGGACAACCAUUCUAUAAAUUUUUUUAUGCACAAAAGCAGACCAGUGUAGUGCCUGUUUCUCAUCUAAACAAAAUGGCAAACUUGCAAUCAUUUCACUUGGCUGCUAAACAUAAUACUUAACAGUAAAUAUCAGCAAUUAUUAUAACAUGAAUAGCUGUGCUGCAGUUAUUUUUAUAAAGAUGUAGACCAUGGGUAUGCCUGCAGUACUGGGUUCAAGGCAGUUAAUCCUCUGCUUCGUCAGAAAAGUAUAGAACUUUUGAUAAUAUUACUGGCAUUACUGGGGAUUUUUCAGAUUUGUGGAUGUACCUGUAUUAUGACUACGGUACUCCCACGCAGGUUAUUCUGUAGUAUUAUGACAGCUUUUUGCACUGACCUAAUAUCAACAGCACAUGAUGUAAUUUUAUAACAUCAGUUGAAAUUAAUUCUGUUUUGUGUAUUUGCCAAGCUGCAUUACUGUGUACUAUAAAACUAAAUGCACUGCAAGGCAUUAGCAAUCGUUUUUAUAACAUGCAGAAAAGACCUGGAGAUAUUUGGAAAAUAAUUACCUCUAACUAGCAGAGCUGACAGAUCACCUGUAACGUAGCCUUCAUUUUGCUGAAGUCCUCCAUCCCUUGCGUUUUAAACCUUGCAUGAGACAAUCAUGAAGCUAUCCAAGCACUUCACCAUGACUGUUGUAAAUGUGUAAAUUUAUUCACUGACAAUCAAUGUCAUUUUGUUAUAACUUAGUUGAACUCUGCCUGUUACAUUUUCUCCCUCCUACAAAGUCUGUAUUUUGCAGAUAAUAUUACCCUUUAGCUCCUGUUAGAAAGUUGCAAAUAAACUGAAUUUAGAAAGUUAACAUUUAUUUAUUGAUGCAAAUUGCAAGGAGGAUAAAGGAGGGAAGUGGUCCAAAACGCAGAUUCAUAAAGCUGUGUAGUCAGUUUACCUCUUGAAAACAAAGUCUUGCUUGUCUCCUAAAAGGACACCUUAGCAUGUUUCACUUCUCAUCUAUUUAUUUCAAGCUUGAGAUCAGUCUCUUCUGAUUUAGUGAUAUAAUGAUUUAUAAUCCACAGUAAUGCUGCAGUAAAGCCGUCCUUGAAAUUAAAAGGUGCUACUCUUAACCUGUUUGCAUCAUGGAGAAUGUAUUGCACAUGGGCACUGUGCAAGUGAUGCUUCUUUGUGCCUUUAGUCAUGUGCAAAUUUGUGAUACAAUCAAAAUCAGAGUAGAUAAGCUAUCUAGAUUAAAAUGAUAAAGUUUUUCAGUGUGCUAGGUUUGUAGAAUUACAGCCCCCAUGAAAUUUCCAUACAGCGAAGGUGAUUGUGAAUGAUUGCAGUACAAUCAUAAAUGAGGACUACAAAUGUGUAUAAAUUACCAUUUUUACAUUGUAUGGUAUAGAAUUUGCUAAAGGUCGUUAGCAAUAGAUCUUAUGAAGGUAAGUCUUUUUACAAAUUAGUUAUCACUGAUCUGACUCCUAAUUUAGUUAAGUAAAUUAGCUGCAGAAUAAUGGUCACAAUUUUGUGAUUGUGAUGGUACAACCCAAUAAUCAGUCUAUCCACCUGUACUAUCAACUGUAUAAAGAUAUUCUAUUUAUGACUGUCCAGUAGUACUUAAAAUUCUCAUUUUAAAGCUCCAUCUUAUUUUUCUUCCAUGACUGUUCAUCUUCCUAUUUACUAAGAUAUUGUACAAGUAGGAUUCCAAGCAUUACCAAUCUUUUGAAGCUAAAAUCUAGUAACCAUUAAAAGCUACAGUGGA
This is a messenger RNA of Chiloscyllium plagiosum (whitespotted bambooshark), 5274 nucleotides long. Lineage: Eukaryota; Metazoa; Chordata; Chondrichthyes; Orectolobiformes; Hemiscylliidae. The record is from RefSeq and is a predicted model, not a curated record.